This is a messenger RNA of Colletotrichum acutatum, 1277 nucleotides long. RefSeq names its product glycoside hydrolase superfamily. The record is from RefSeq and is a predicted model, not a curated record. Bases 164 to 1141 code for a protein of 325 amino acids. Lineage: Eukaryota; Fungi; Ascomycota; Sordariomycetes; Glomerellales; Glomerellaceae. The transcript is spliced from 2 exons.
CCCCGGACCCUCAUAUAAGUCAGAUUUGAAAUGUAUAUAAUAACCUUUGCACUUCCUUCCCUUGGUAGAUAGAAAGAGCUUGCUAAGGUACCCGUAGGAACGCGUCAAAUCAAGACUCCCACGCUUGAUCCCUCAACCCCCUCACAUCGGACAACCAAAAAAAAUGGUCUCGUCACGACAACUCGCCCUCCUGGCCGGAGCCCCGGCCGGCAUCCUCGCCCUCGCCGCGCCGCUCGCGCCCCGCGCCGUGGACUAUAGCAAGUGGAAGCCCGGCGUCAGCUUCCAGAUUGUCCUCCAUCACCCCAUCUUGGCCGGGAGCACGGCCGACAUCGUCCCCGCCAACGCCGACGUCUGGGACAUUGACCUGCAGCACGCCGUUGACUACCCUAAUAUCAUUCCCACUCUCAAGUCGGCGGGAAAAAUUGUCAUGUGCUACUUCAACGGCGGCGCCCUCCAAGACUGGGACGAAGACCUCGACUCCUUCCCCUCCGCCGUCAUCGGCUCGCCCCUGAACCCGCCCUACACGGACGAGCGCUACCUCAACAUCAAAGACGCCCGCGUCGUGACCCUUAUGAAGGCCCGCCUCGAGCGCGCCGCCUCCAUCGGCUGCGACGCCGUCGACCCGGACAACAUUGACGCCUGGGCCGAAGACGGCGACGACCCGACGGGGUUCAACCUCCAACCGUCCGAUUACGCCACAUACAUCUCCACGCUGGCGGCCCACGCGCACACGCUCGACAGCACGGCCGGUUCUGGAAGAAAGCUCCUCCUGGGGCAGAAGAAUGCGCCGACGAUUGCGCCGCAGCUCGCGUCCGUGGCGGAUUUCGCGGUGCUCGAGACGUGUCUGGGUACGAGGACGUCGGACGAGGUGGAGCCGUUUUGCGCGGAUUUCCAGCCGUACAUCGCGGCGGGUAAGCCCGUUUUCCAGAUCGAGUACCCCACGAGCGUGCGGGACGACGAUUCGAUCAGCCAAGUUGAUUACAACUACUUUUGCGUCAAUAAGAAUGGCAACGAGGGGUUCAGCGAGGUGCUGAAGCACGCGAGCGAGCAGGUUGAUGGAUGGGGCCAGUUUUGCGGGUUGGGGCUUACGGGAGGUAGGUUUGAGACGCCUACUGUCGAUGAGGGGGAUGAUGAGGAGUAAAACGGGGGGAGAUCAUGUGAGAGAUGUUCACCGAAGGGCCCUGGAAUGAGUGGCUGCUAUGAAGGACUACUAUGGACAUGACUUCGAUUCUUGUACUUAUAGCUUAUAUCCAGUAGAACAUGUACAUGCUGGUAAC